Messenger RNA from Cinara cedri, 846 nucleotides. NCBI's taxonomy places the organism in Eukaryota, Metazoa, Arthropoda, Insecta, Hemiptera, Aphididae. The record is from the annotation of a GenBank genome assembly.
AUGAACAAACAAUACCAACACUGUCAUGCACUCAAAUACAAAGGUGAAUCGGCCGGUUUCUACUGCGCAUCUGGAAAAGUUGUAUUGCCACCACUGAAUUCGCCGCCAGAACCAUUGAAAGCACUAUUGGCUGGAGCCACAUCUCAAUCUAAAUUUUUUUUGCGUAAAAUUCGCAAAUUCAAUUCGUGCUUUCAAAUGACAUCAUUUGGAGCAACAAAAAUCAUUCAGAAUGAGGAUGGUCGCAAUUUUCAAUCAACGUUUAAGAUUCAAGGCCAAGUGUAUCAUCAAAUUGGUUUUUUAAUUCCGAUGUCUGAUAGCGAUUCAAAAUGUCUGCAAAUCUACUUCAUGGGUGAUGAGGAGCAGCAAAUAAACGUACGCUGCCAGUACAACCAUAUCGAGCAGAUGGAAGAGCGAGAAAUUGUGAGUAUUUUAGAACCGUUUUUACAGAAUCACAACCAGUUGGUCCAGUUGUUCUAUACCGUUUCAAACAGACUGCAAAACGACAACUAUACGAUCAUCAUCAAAGCAGACAAAGUACCAUCUGGGCAGCACGCGGGCCGAUAUAAUGCACCGACCAUUAAUGAAGUUGCAGUUGUUAUGGUUGGCGAUGCAUUUGAACGUCAAGAUAUACGAAUCAUACGCAGAGAUAACACAGUGCAUAAGAUUGAAGACAGUCAUCGCUCUUAUUACGCUUUGCAAUAUCCAUUGAUAUUUUGGGACGGAGAAGAUGGAUAUCAUUUAAAUAUCAAACAAAGAAAUCCAGCAACAGGUGUAGAAACGAGCAAGAAAGUGAGCGCGAUGAACUUCUACGAGGAACGCAUAUCGGUUGAUGAUUCGUGCAAAUGA